UGUUACGUCAUCCAAUCGAUUCUUCCAACCCCAUCAUCUCUAGCUCUUGACAGAAAGCCAGAGCAUCGCUUUCAAGCGGAUUGCACAGCACCGGACCUGCGGGGAAGCUGAAACUUGGAACUCUUUCUCUUACGGUGUAUAUUCGAUACAGGAUUUGUUUACUCUUAAACCCAGAUGUGGAAAUAAUGUUGUUAACUUAUUAAGAGAAUCGGGUGUGAGGUUUUUGGCAAUAUGAAGAUGUAUUUUGGGAUUAUUAUUUUCAUCUUGGGGUUCUUGACUGGGAGAGGAGAGGGAGAUAUAAAGAAUGAAGACUGCAAAAAUCCAGAUGUGGUUUCGAAAUGUGGAACGCAUUCCAGAGACUCGGGGGGUUUCUUCCCUGACUCUCAACAAAAACUACGAGAUCACUGCAAACGAGUAAUGAUUCACCUCGAUUGUGUUAAGCGAAUGGCCAAUGAAUGCAUCAGCGAAUAUAACAGACGUCUGUAUUACAAUCUGACUCACAAAAUGAUGGAAAUGAACGAAGCUCUCUGUUCCCCUGGCUCAUCUUUCAAUACAAGGUUCCUGAAACAUGUCGAAUGUUACAAGAAUCAAUCUCAACGCUUCGGUAAAUGUUCUGAAAUAUAUAUAUCGAACAUGGUCAACGUUCGGCUCAAAUCAGAAGAGGAGCAAACGAAGAUGACGUGCUGCACAAUACAGGAAUAUGACAGAUGUAUGCGAAAUGCUAUAGAAGGUCGAUGCGAUGCUGAUGCCCAAAAACUUGUACGCGAGACAGUCGUAACAGUUUUGAAGCAAACCUUCAAUUUCUGCAAUCAGUACGGAAACAUUCCCACUUCAGACUGUCUGCAUUCUCUUUCCGCCACCAAAGGUCAUGCCACAGGAAACAGGGACGAAGAAAAUGGAUACGAAAGUUCCCAGAAUUCAAUCCAUCAGACAAAACUCGUGUUUCUUCUUCUGGUUUUAGUUAUAGCCUGGUCCUGACAGCAAGAAAGUUCACUGUAAAGAAUAACAGUGUAAAUUCUAAUUUGCACAAAUUGUUACUUCAAGUUGCAGUCGUCCGUUGGUGAUAAAACAAUGGGUACUGUAAGCUUAAUACCAUUUUCGUAAGAAAAUAUCUUUGCUGAAGGGAAUAUGCGUAGAAAAUAAGUUGUCAGCCAGUGUCUUAAAGUUAAUUGUGAUUGCAUUUUGCUAGAUUCUUCUCUUGGUAAUAUGGUGCCUUCGUUUGUGCUCAUAAGAAAAUGGUCUCUGGAUAGAAUUCAAAGCUUGCAAAAGCAUGUAUAAACUUUUGCAUUACAUAAAUCUUAUUGAACUCCUUUAAGCGAAAGUAUGGUUAUUAAAUUUCGUUUAAUUUUUGUGAUUAGGGAAAGAAGAUGUUUUGUUUCCUGCGUUAAUUAGACGAAAAAGCUCCUGCUAUCGUCAAAUUUAAAAACUAAUUUUAUAAUGCUGAAUAAAAAUUAAAAGAUAAAAAAAUACUGUAUGAAUAAUGUAAAUAAUUAGUAAUGGAUGGUAAACAUUUACGUGAUAUUCUCGUACAAAAACAUACAUUUUUCAUUUUCAUAUUUUAUAAAAAGUUAGACGAUAGAAGUUAUUUUUCGAGAAGUUUGCUAGCGGAAUUUUAAUCCUCUGUAAAGCGAAAAGGUGCUUACAUAUUUUUACAUUUUGUUCACUGAAGAAUUCAUUUAUAACUUAUAGUUUUUCAUUAUAUUUAAUGAAAAAUUAUUUAUUUUAAAAUUGUUCAUAUAUUUCAAUAUAAAAAAUUUUC
Messenger RNA from Stegodyphus dumicola, 1759 nucleotides. RefSeq lists its product as uncharacterized. The record is from RefSeq and is a predicted model, not a curated record. Lineage: Eukaryota; Metazoa; Arthropoda; Arachnida; Araneae; Eresidae.